Seminavis robusta is the source of this 372-nucleotide messenger RNA. Lineage: Eukaryota; Bacillariophyta; Bacillariophyceae; Naviculales; Naviculaceae. The record is from the annotation of a GenBank genome assembly.
AUGCCGCCUACUGUUGGAGUGAUGCAAGAUGAAGAUGGGAAUGAGCUUUAUGAUGAUGAUUCCGCUCCUGCUGUUGCACCACGAACAUCCCCCACUCCAGUUGGUGGAUUGAUGGCUGUCGACCUUGUGGGAACACCGCCUGAUGCUCUUGGUGGUGGAUCUCCCAUUGACUCCGCCGCUCGCCAUGAGACUGCUGCAGUUCUUGCAUCCUUGGCAAAUGGAUCUACACCACCAGUUAUUGCUGGUGCAGAGGUAUCGCCCACCGAAUCCGACACAGCCAAUGCUGGAGGAACAAAACGCCCCACUCCAGUAAAUACAUCGCGACACACAAAGGCAAAGCAGGGAGCUCCUCGCAUCUACUGUUGGUGGUAG